UGGGGUAAGGGUGGAGAUGGGAUGAAAGAAGUGUCCAGAAAGAAGGAACAGAAGCAAGGAGGGAGUGUAGUGUAGAGUCAAAGAGGCCACAUCUUCAGCAGGUACCUUCCACCUUGUGCGAAAAUAGUCACCUUGUGGCCUGGUGGAUAUAUUUACACUCCUCUGAGCUCCUUGUUUCCUUGAAAAAGAGAGUUUGUGGAGCUCAUUUAGAGAUUUCCAGGGUGCUGUAUGGCUGAGAGAAGCAGAGAGUUGGAAUGUACUGGACAUGCUAUGCAGGCACCAUCAGCUUGUUGCCUCCUGACAUGCUCACUGGAGACACAGCAGGACUCUGGGAUGUCUCCUUCAGCCUCAACAGUUGUGUCCGGUGCUUCUGCUGUCUCCUGGGCAAGAUGUGAUCCUCUGUAAACACUUACUUUGGGCUGUUCUCUUAGCCCAGCAUUAGACCAAGACAGACACUGAGGCCCCAACAGCACCUUUCCUGAUGAAGAUCUUGCUACCAAUCAGAGCCAGCCUAGGACUCCAUCUUCAGUGACCAACAUCUACUGUCUUCCUAUGCUCCCUGGCUCGUGGCUCUCUGGUUCAGAGCCUGCCUCUUGCCUCACAUUACACCUUUGCUCUCUGGGUUUCUCCCAGGAGGACUUAGAGGGAAGAGGGAAAGCCCUGGUCUAGCCUGCUCUACUUAUUCUCUCCUUCUCCAGACCCCAGCAGUUCCCCCAGGUUUGACCCAGUGUGUUGGGGGUCCCUUUCUCCAAAUUUACCUACAAAGCCCCUCUUCCCACAGCCAUGACCGUCGCUGCCGUGCCCCCCGUGCUGAGUGCUGUGGGCUUCACUGGGGCAGGAAUCGCUGCCUCCUCUCUAGCAGCUAAGAUGAUGUCCUUGUCAGCUAUUGCUAAUGGAGGCGGAGUUGCAGCUGGUAGCCUGGUGGCCACUCUGCAGUCAGUGGGAGCUGCAGGACUCUCCAUGUCAUCGAAAUUCCUCGUGGGCUCUGCAGGCUGCUCUGGUGACCUGUGUGAUGGGCAUCUGAGACUUGUAACCCUUCUCUGCCCAGAGAAGGGGAGAGAGAAGGGGAGGUGACACCUCCCAGCUUGUCCAACCCCAGAGAGGGAUCAAUUCACCCCCGUGGACAAUUUGCUAACGCCAAAUGCCUAAUUGGAAAUAAGAAAUAAAAUCAAAUGCUGCUGCCAGCCUUAUCAUUCUCUUCA
Peromyscus californicus insignis is the source of this 1202-nucleotide messenger RNA. RefSeq names its product interferon alpha-inducible protein 27-like protein 2. The transcript is spliced from 2 exons. The record is from RefSeq and is a predicted model, not a curated record. Gene Ontology annotation, cellular component: mitochondrion; membrane. Bases 784 to 1074 code for a protein of 96 amino acids. Gene Ontology annotation, biological process: apoptotic signaling pathway. Lineage: Eukaryota; Metazoa; Chordata; Mammalia; Rodentia; Cricetidae.